AUGACACGUGAAACACGGCAAAAAGAAAAGGAGGAGGAACAGGCCGGACGUCGCGCGACAAGGAGGCUGUCUCAACAGACCGAUAGGGAGGGUGGUGGCGGCUCUAAAGGUACUAAUGCGUCCGCCGCGCGUGGCAGAGGGCUGAAAAAACUGGCGGGAAAAAAGGCCGCGUUUGGACAGGAGAAUUCCGGCAAGAAGGCGGAAGAGAAGGGGAAGCAACCAACGCGCCACAGGAAGAGCGAUGAGGAAGAAGAGUAUGACACCGCCGUGCCCGUAGACAUCAAUACGCGGUCGAAGAGGCGGCAGACAAUAGGCAGUGCUGACGACGCCGGUGGUGCGGAAGUUGGGACAACGCGAGGCGCCAGGGAAGCAAGUGGCAAGGCGACGGGUCAUGCAUUGCGCAAGAAGGGCCGACCCGCAGCGAGGAGAACAUCUGGCGGAAGGAGGGGCAAGAAAGCAGCGAGGGGGAAGAGGUCGAAACGGGGCGAAGAAGACCCUGAUGAUGCGGAGGAGGAGGAUGAGGGGGAUACGGGGGAUGAGGAGGAGGAGGCUGAUGAGGAGGAGGAUGCGGAGGAAGAGGAGGAUGAAGAGGAUGCGGAGGAGGAGGACGCGGAUGUUGGGGAGGAAGAAAAAGAUGAGAAUGAUGACGAGGACGACGAAGAGGAGGAGGAGGACGAGGACGAGGAGGGGGGCGACGAGGAUGAUGAGGAGGAGGAGGAGGAGGAGGAGGAGGAGGAGGAGGAGGAGGAGGAGGAGGAGGAGGAGGAGGAGGAGGAGGAGGAGAGGGACGACGAGGAUGAGGAGGAGGAGGAGGAGGAGGAGGAGGAGGAGGAGGAGGAGGAGGAGGAGGAGGAGGAGGAGGAGGAGGAGGAGGAGGAGGAGGAGGAUGUGGCGGCAACAUUGGGCCACCGGUAA
Closterium sp. Naga37s-1 is the source of this 915-nucleotide messenger RNA. NCBI's taxonomy places the organism in Eukaryota, Viridiplantae, Streptophyta, Zygnematophyceae, Desmidiales, Closteriaceae. The record is from the annotation of a GenBank genome assembly.